AGCCUUCCAGACAGCUCCUGGCUUAAAGCUGCAGAAGACAUAAGCAUCAGACCAAUAAGCAGAUCAAAGAAGCAUUUGUUUGUCAUCCUCUCUUUACACCUAGGGCUCAAGAUGCUGAGCCGUUUGUCGGGGCUAGCCAACACUGUCCUGCAGGAGUUGUCGGGGGAAGGAGAGGAUGCAGGGGCUGGAGCUUUGCCUGCCGGACCAGAUCUGGAACCCAGCCAGCAGAAUGGGGAGGAGAUGCCGGAGGAUGUGCUGGAACGCCUGGCCCACAUGGAGAGGCUGGUGGUCCAGCUGAAGGAUCUGCUGCGAGAGAAGGAAGACCACCUCCAGCAGAAGGAUGCUUUGCUCCAGGAAGAGAGGCAGGCCGCUGAAGCCAAGCUGACAAAGCUGAAACUGCAGGCCAAAGCCAAGCUGGCAUCUCUGAACAAACGCAUUGAGGAGCUGACGGAACAAGGAGCGGCCUUGCCCGCAAAGGACCUGCCGGGAGAGCCGCUGCCUCCCGCUAAGCAGCUUCAGAGUGACCAAGGGACCAAUGAUGUGCAGAGGGAGGAGAUGGAAGCGCUGCAAAGGCGGCUUCAGGAACAGGAGGAAACGGUGAGGAAGCUGCAAGAACAGCUCGAAGUGGCCACAGGAAGCCUGAAGGAAGCUAAGGCCCAGCUCAGCUCUUUGGAAGAGGAAAUCCAGGAGAAGGACUCUCAGCUGGAGGAGCAGGCCCGCCAGCACCAGGCCGCAUUGCACCAGUUAGUAGCCCCGUCAGCUCUAGAAGCAGAAAUGCAACAGAAUCUAAGGCUUUGUCAGCGGAAGCUGGAGGAGCAAGAGGCUGCAUUGCUGGGGCGAGCCCAGGUGGUAGAAUUGCUGCAGCAGGAGUUAAAUGGCGCUGAGGAGCAGAAGAAGGUUCUCUUGGAAAAAUGGCAGCAAGCUGAGGCAGAGCUGGAUUCCCUGAGGAGUGCCUUUGCUUCUGAGAGGCAAGAGUCCCGGAGCCUUGUGGAGAAGCUGGAGCUGGAGCUAGCAGAGCAGAAACUGGCUGCCCAUCGCUUGCAGGAGGAGGUGCAGCAACUCUCCCAAGAGCAAGCCGAUGGCCAGCACAAACACCAGGCCAGAGAGAAGAGGCAUGCAGAGCAGAUGGAGGAGAAGAGCCUCCAAAUUGCCGCACUGCAAAGAGCGGAGCAGGAGCUGCGUGCCAGCUAUGAUGCCCUCCAAGCCAAGAAGGCCCAGUUGCAGUGGGAUGCGGACCAGCUACCUGAGCGCCCCCCUGAGAAGGUCUCUGGCCAGCCAGGGGAGCUCCCUGCACAGCCCACAGAGUCUGGCUGUUCACCAGCUGCGCCUGAGACGGCAACAUGGGGCUCCACGAUGAACGAGCCAGCUGCUGACCACCUCGCAGCAUCUCCAGUGAGGAGCGACAGACAGCAGGAGACUGAGCAGGACAAGACCGCCGUAGAGGCCUUGGAAGCUGACAAUGAGACUCUCCGUGCCAAACUUGCUGUGCUGGAAAAGAGGUUAGAAUUUGCAGCAGGCCCAGCAGAGUCAAGCCAGGUCAGCUGCACUGAAAUUGGCGUUGGCAUGCAAGGUCUACUGGCUUCAGAGGCUCCAUCUAGCUUCAGUGGCAGCUCACGGGGGCCUGUCGGCAUCCUGGAUGGUCUGGAAAAUGACAUGGCUGAAGGCCCACCCUCACCAGGCAUGCCUGCUGCCCAAGCCCAGCCCAGCCCAGGAGAGAACCCAGAGGAACUGCCUGCUACUGAGAACAGCCCGUCUGAAAUCCUGGAGUACCCUUCUGCAAAGAAACACAAAGAUCUGUCAGUCUUGUUGGUAGAGCUACAGGAAGCUCAGGAAGAAAUGGCAUUUCUGAAAGGGCAGCUUCAAGACUCCAGUAGCCCAGUCCCUGAUGGAGCUGAAGAGCUGAGUGUGAAAUUGCAAGCCAGUGACUCAGAGGGAGGAGGAGAAAAGGGGACAGCCCUUCUCCAGAGUGCUUCAAGUAGCCGUUCAAUGAUAAGGGUAGAAAUCCAGGACGACUCGCCCUCUCCCAUUCUAGUGAUACCCAUGGAGCAAGAGGGCCCCUUGGCGGGGGAUCCGGAAGCAGCCCCACAGCCUCCCCUGGCCUCUGCAUCCCAGCUGCAGGAGCUGGCCAAGCUGCAGUUUGAAAUUGCCGAGCUACAAGCCAGCCAGCAGAAAGCCGAGCAACUUCACCAGGAGGUCUUGGAGGAGAAAGCGGUGGAGAUCGGGAGGCUGCAGCGGCUGGUGGAAGACUCGGGCUGUAGCUUGCACACGCUGGCCAGAGAGAGAGAUCAGCUCCUGGCCCAGCUGCAGGAGCUCUUCUCCCUGGCCGAACUGAAGGAGCAGGUGAGGCAGCUGGAGGGCGAUUUGGCCAAUGCGGAGAAGCGGCGGCUCUCUGACUACGAAAGUGGAAUCUCCCAGCUGGGUCUGCUGAAGGAGCAAAUCCAGAGCCUGCAGAACGAGGCCAGAUCCAAAGAGGUGAAAAUUGAGACUCUGCAGAGGGACCUGGAUGAGGCCCAGUGUGGUCUGGCAGAGCAAGAGACGCUGGGGAGAAACCUGACCAGCCGCCUCCAGGAGAAGGAGCAGGAAAUGCACACUUUGGUGGCCCAGCUGGAAGAGACCGUGGUGAGGGGUGAGCAGCUCUCCCAGCGCAUCACCGCCAGGGAGCUGGAGGUGGCCAGACUGGACAGCCUCGUUUGCGAAAAGUCCGCAGAGGUUGACCGGCUCCAACGAGAGGUGGUGGAGCAGCAGCAGCAGAUGGUGGAGGUCAGCACUGGCAUGUCUGACCGGAUGGUCGAGCUGAACGAGGAGAAGUUCUUGCUGGGGAAAGAGCUGAAGAGCAUGACUGAGCAGCUGAGCUUGCUUGUGCAAGCCAAGGAGAUGAGAGACCAGGGUGUGGGGACCGAGGAGAAAGAGUCCCCUGGGCAGCAAGCAGAGAGGGCAGCAUCUGCUGGUGAGGAGCUGGAGGGGCUGAGGAAGGAAAACGAGCAAGUGAGGAAGAAGCUGCAGGCAGCCCUGCUCAGCAGGAAGGAGCUCCUGAGCAAGGUCCGCCGGCUGGAGAGGGAAGCGGAAGCGGGCAGAGGGCAGCCGGGGGCCACCGCCUUGGAGGCCCAGGACCAGGAAGGGGAAGAAUCUCCCCCCACUAGGAGCAGCAUCCAUGCAGAUGGUACCUUAAGCCCUGGAAAGCGAAGCAGGACUGACUCUCUGAGCCAGGUGCUCUCCGCAAAGGAGGCUGAGCUGCAAAUGGUCCUCGGGGAGAAGGAAUCUGCCGAGGCCAAGUUGCAAAACAUGGCUGGGGAGCUGCAGCAAAGCCUGCAGGAGAAGGGCCUCCUCAUUGGCUCCCUGCAAGCUGAGCUCGAGGAGAAGGGCCUCCUCAUUGGCUCCCUGCAAGCUGAGCUCGAGGAGAAGGGCCUCCUCAUUGGCUCCCUGCAAGCUGAGCUCGAGGAGAAGGGCCUCCUCAUUGGCUCCCUGCAAGCUGAGCUCAAGGACCAUCAUCCAGCACCUGUGAGUCAGAGCUCAGAGGGGCCUGGCAGACCUGCUCCUCUGGCACACCUGGCAAGUAGCACCACUGACCCUGGCCUGGAGGAACAGCAAAAGACUGCCCUAGAAGAGAAGAUCUGUGCUCUAGAACAGGAGGGGGAGCAGCUCCAGAAGAAGCUGCAGGAGGCUCUGGCCUCCCGCAAAGACACCAUCAAGAAAGCCCAGGAAAAGGACCGUCACCACCGAGAGCAGCUGAAGCAGCAGAAGGAGGACUACAACCUCCUGCAAGAGCAACUUGAGGAGCAAAGCAGGGAGAAAGAGAGCAUCCAGAAUCAGCUCCUUCAGCUCCAGGCCCAGAUUGAGAUGCUGGAGAGCUCUUCUCUUCCCAAGCCUGGUGAGGAGGCGCCUCCUGAUGGGACCCAGCCCGCACCAGGGCCUGCAGAGGAGCUUGGCAGGGAAGUCCCUGCAGACCUGCAAGCAGAGAGUGCUGCAGUCUCCGGGAGCUUCCUGGCAGCUGAAGGGGUCACAGUGGAGCAGCUCAAAGCAGAUCUGAGUCAACUGAGAGCCGAGAAGAGGGAGCUGGAAGCCCAGGCCAGCCAGCUGCAAGGAGAGCUUGGGAGCAAGUCAGAGGUAGCCCUGCAGCUCCAGAAGCAGGUUGGGCAGCUGCGUGCUGAGGCGGAGACCGUGAAGGCAGCCUUGUGCCAGGCUGAAGCCAACGUGGCAAGUCUUCGGCUAGAACUGGAGGAUUGCCGGGCAGAGGCUGCCCGGCAAGAAAGCCUUUGGCUCCAGCAUACAGACCGAGGGGAACAAAAGGAACCUGUCAGCAAAGAGGAGGUCGAAAGCCUUAAUUCCCAGCUGGCGCUCGCGAAUGAAUCUCUGCAUAGCCUCCAGGCAGAGCUGCAGGAAAGAGGGGAUGUGAUCCAAGCCCUGGAAGGCCAGCUGGAGGUUGAGAAGAAGCAUGCCAGGCACCUGCAGACUGAGCUGGCCCAAGUGCAGCAGAAGUCAGCCGAAGGAGCUGCGGAGGAGGAGCAGCAGCCCAAAGCCCAGCUGCAGAGGAAGCUGCAGGCUGCGCUCAUCUCCAGGAAGGAGGUGCUGAAGGAGAGCAAGGGGCUCAGGGAGGAGCUGGCCAGCACCCGAACUUCUCUGGAAAGCGCCUCUCUCCGCCUUUCGGAUGUGGAGAGGCAGGCCUCGGUGCUGGAGAAGGAGAAGGGGGUGCUUUCCGAGAAGCUGCUGGUCCUCCAGGAGGAGCGGGAAAAGCUCAUUGCUGAAGUGGACAAAGCCCUGGUGGGAAACCAGAACCUGGCUGCCUCCUGCGAGAGCCUGAAGCUGGCCCUCGAGGGGGUGACUCGGGAGAAGACGAGUCUGGAGGAGGAGGUUGGCGCUUUGCAGCGCUGCCAGGCCGAGGAGCUCUCUGCCUGGCAGGAGAAGCACAAGGAGCUGCAGAAGGAGUACGAGACCCUCUUGCGGUCCUACGAGAAUGUCAGCGAUGAGGCUGAGCGGAUCCAGCGGGUUCUGGAGGGCGUCCGGCAGGAGAAGCAGGAGCUCUUCCUCAAGCUGAAAGGUGCCGAGGCUGAGAAAAGGGAGGUGGACACACGCCUGCAGGGUGCAGAGCAAGAGAUGGAGGGGAUGAGAGAGAAGAUGAGGAAGUUCGCCAAAUCCAAGCAGCAGAAGAUCCUGGAGCUGGAGGAGGAGAAUGAGCGCCUGAGAGCAGAGGCUCACCCUGCAGACAGUGGGCCGGGAAGCGGGGAGGAGCUGAGCACUCAUCUCAGAGAAGACCUGGAGAGCUCCAAGAAGCACGGCGAGUCCCUUUCCGGUCAGCUGAAAGUGCUGAUGGCGGAAAAGGACUCGCUGAACCAGGAGAUCCAGGACUUGAGGCAGAGGUUGCAAAGCAAGGAGCAGGAGGGGGUGGUGGCAGAAAGCAAGGCGGCUCCCUCCACCGUGGCAGCAGAAGGUGAGGUGGAUCCAGGAGCAGGCUCUGAACCUCCAGAGCCCACUGCUCUCCAUACUGAGGAGGAGGCGGAGGAGGAAACCAGCAAAGCCGGCCCUGUGCAUGACGGAAUCAAUGGGUACAUGCAGCAGGUGACGCAGCUCACAAGGCAAGUUGCAGAGCUGGAGAAGAGGAGUGGGUCAGCGGAGGAGCUAAGCAGGCUCCAGCGGGAGGGGGAGGCCCUGAGAGAGCAAAAGAGAAGCCUGGAGGAUCUGCUGGCUGCCAAAGCCCAGGACCUGGAAGCUCUGCAGGGAGAGGUGGCCCAGCUGCAGGAAGCCCACCGGCACACAAAAGAGCAGCUUGCCGGGGCCAGCAGGCGGAGGGAAGCUCUGGAAAGAGAGAAGGAUGACCUGGAGGAAAGGCUCAUGAACCAGCUGGCAGAGCUGAACGGGAGCAUUGGGAACUACCAGCAAGAUGUGGGGGACCUGCAGAGCAAAAACCAGCAGCUCCAAAAGGAGGUGGCGAGCCUGCAAGGAACGCUGAGCUGCCUGCAGGACGAAAAGCAGCAGCUGCUGAGGGAGAAGGCAGAGAAGAAGGAGCAGGUGGCCAUGGUGAAGAGCACCUGGAAGGGGGACAGCGGCCGGACGCAGGCCAGGGAGCUUCAGGAGCUCCUGAAGGAGAAACAGCAGGAGGUCAGGCAGCUGCAGAAAGACUGCAUUAAGAGCCAGGAGAAGAUCAGCAGCUUGGAGAGAACCAUCAAGGCCCUGGAGUUUGUCCAGAGCGAGUCCCAAAAGGAGCUGGAGGCUGCCAGGAGGAGCCUGGCCAAGGCGGGAGACGACACCCAGAAGGCCCAGGCCGAGCUGGCCUCCUGCAGAGUCUUGCUGGACGACACGCAGAGCGAGGCGGCCCGCGUCCUGGCUGAGAGCCUGAAGGCAAGAGAGGAGCUCCGGGCAAGCCAGGAGCAGGUCCAGGCGCAACUGCGGCAGAAGGAGGAAGACCUGGGGAGGCGCCUGGAGCAGGAGAAGAGCAAGCACUCCAAGGAGCUCAGGAACCUGGAGGAGAGGCUGGAGGCCCUGCGGCAGAGCCAGCUGCGCUCGGAGGAGGCGGCCCAGGCUCUCCAGGACUCGCUGCGCCGCAAGGACCAGGAUGCCCAGCAGCUGCAAGGCACUCUCAACCACACGCUGGCCCAGCUGGCAGCCUUCAGCAGGAGCAUGUCUUCCCUGCAGGACGACCGGGACCGGGUGAUCGACGAGUCCCGGCUGUGGGAGAAGAAGUUCAGCGAGGCCAUUGAGAAGAAGGAGCAAGAGGUGCGUGCCCGGGAGGAGGCCUGCGUGGCCUUGGAGGCGCAGGCGAAGCAGAAGGCUGCCCAGGCGGAAGAGCUGCAGAAUCGCAUUGCCAGCCUGGAAGAGAGCAAGUUGGCCCAGGAGUCCAGGGCUCAGCAGGAGCUUCAGCAUCACCAAGAAGAAGCCCAGCUGCUCCAGGAGGAGAAGAGGCAGCUUGCAUCCCAGCUUGAGGAGACCCAGCGGCUGUUCGACGAUUCCCAGAAGCAGCUCCAGAAGCAAGAGGGGGAGCUCCAGAGUCUGAGAAAGAAGCUCGCAGAUCUGCAGGGCUCCUUGGCAAAGUGUGAGGAGGCGCGUCAAGAAACAGAGGUGCGGGUCAAACACCAAGAUGCCACCCUCCAGGAAUGCAGGUUUGGCCGUGAGCAGUUGGAGGCUGACCUGCGGGCUUCCAAGGAGCUGACGGAGAGGCUCCAUGAAGAGAUGAGCAGCAAGGACCAGAAGAUCCUCAGCCUCUUAGCAUCCAAGGAGGAGGCCGUGGCUGCGGCUGUGUCGGAGCUGCAGCUGCGGCACCAAGAGGAGCUGGGAGGCCUGGAGAAGAGACUUGGCCAGGGAGAAGAGGAGAGGGCGGCCUUGGAAACCGAGAGGACGAGAGCUCUGGAGAAGGCCAGUCGUCUUGUGGGGAAGCUAAAGAGCACCCGGGAGGAGAGCAAGCAGCACAAGGCCCAGCUGGAUUCCUUCACCAAGUCGAUGUUUUCCCUGCAGGACGACCGGGACCGCGUGCUGGGAGACUAUCAGCAGCUGGAGCAGCGCCACGUGGCUGCCAUCCUGGAGAAAGACCAGCUGAUCCAGGAAGCCGCGGCGGAGAACAACACCCUGAAGGGAGAGCUGCGGACCCUCCACGGCCGGAUGGACGACCUGCACGCCGAGAAUGCCAAGCUGGGUGCUGAACUGGUGCGGUACCGGGAGGACCUGAACCAGCUCAUCUCCAUCAAGGACAGCCAGCAAAAGCAGCUGCUCCAGACCCAGCUGGAGCGCAUCCAGGUGCUGGAGAAGGAGAAGGCAGGCGCGGAGGGGAAGCUGCGAGACUCUGAGCAGACCCUGGCCGAGCUGCGGCUGUCGGUGGAGGCCCUGCAGCAGGUCAAGCACAGUAUGGAGCAGGAGACGGAGACCCUGGCCGCCUCCCUCUCUCGGGUGCAAGGGGAGAUGGCGGCACUGCGUGAGGGCGGGCCCAUGUUGGAGCUGCAGGCCCAGCUGCAGGGCAAGGUGGAUGAAGUGCAGGAGCUGAGCAGCCGGCUCUCACGGGCGCAGCAGCGAGGAGCGGAGCUGGAGGAAGAGCUGGCCCUUGCGCACAAGACCACGGCCCAGGAGAGGCGCGAGGCCGAGGCCAAGAUGGAGAAGGAGCUGAAGGAGCUCCAUCACGACGCUGGGCUGAUGCGCAGUGAGACCGAGACAGCUGAGGAGCGGGUGGCCGAGCUGGCCAAGGACCUCCUGGAAAUGGAGCAGAACCUUCUUGCCCUCACGGAGGAGAACCAGGACUUGAAGGCCCAGAUCCAGUCCUUUGGGAAGGCGAUGGGCUCCCUCCAAGACAGCUGGGACCAGUCAAAUGAAGAGCUGCGGGCCAUGGAGAAGAAGUACGCGGUCAGCAUGGAAGAGCAGCGCUCACUAGUCCAGAGUCUCCGCGAGGAGAAUUCUCGGUGCCAGGAAGAGCAGAAACACCUCCUAGAGGAGAGGGAGGCUCUGGUCUCUCAGCUGGGAGCCCUCCGGGGCUCCGUGGAGGAAAAGGGACUCCUAGCCCGGCUGGAGAAACUCAGCCAGCAGCUCCAGGAGAAAGACGUGGAGCUUCUCCGCCUGGCCUCUGAGCUGGAGGGGGCCUCUGCCCAAGUGACGUCCUUCUCCAAGGCCAUGGCAAGCUUGCAGGGCGAGCGAGACCAUCUGCUGAGCGAGCUGGACAAAGCCCGCCGAGUGGAUGAGGUGAAGCUGCAGUCUGCCGGGAGAGCUUCCGCCAGCCCCGUCGAAGUGAAGAGCCUGAAGAAGGCCUUGUCCACCCUGCAGAAUGACAGGGACAGGCUGCUGGCAGAGCUGAAGAGCCUUCAGCAGCAGUACCUGCAGGUGGGGCUGGACACGGCCGAGCUUGUGCGCUUGAAGGCCCAGCUGCGGGAGCAGGAGCAAGAGACGGAGCAGCAGCGGCAGGAGAGGGCCUCGCGGCACUUGGAGCUCCAGCAGCUCCGGGAGGAGAAGGCCGCCUGGGAGCAGCGGGAGGCCACAGCAGCCCAAGAGCAGCAGCUGAGCUGCCUGCAGGGAGCUGUGCGGGAGUCGAGGCCCCGCCCACAGGAGGAGCAGCACCAAAGACAGAUUCCUCCAGCUCCUUUGAAGGAGGAUGCAUCCAGCCUCGAGGCUGAGAUGCACAGUCUGCAGGCACAACUCGGGAGCAGCCUGAAGGAGGUGCACCGGAAGGAGCUGCGCAUCCAGGAGCUGAACAGCAAGCUCUCCCAGGUCUUUGAAGAGAAGAACUUCCUCUCCCUGCAGCUGAGGGGAAGCAGCUGCAGCCUGCGCGAGAGCCACCAGCGCUACAGCGAGGCCCUGGCCCACUGUGAGGCCCUCGAGAGGCAGCUGCAGGCGCUGCAGCCUCCCGCCAAGGAGCCGGGGUCCCUUUCGACAGACGCUGCUCCUGGAGCCCCCCAGGAAAGAAGCGAGAACUCCAGGGAGAGCUACACCCCAGAGCUACAGGAGCUGCAGACAAAGCUCUCGGAGGCCAAGCAGCAGCAGAGCAGGGCCAGGCAGGGCCUGCUGCAGUUGGAGGAGCUGCUGCAGGAGGAGCGGGACCGGCGCCUGGCGGCCGAGGAGGCUUUCUCUGCCGCCCAGGAUCACAUCCGCCGGAUGGAGGCGAAUGAGUGGGCGCACCCUUCGGAUACCAGCAUCGAGAUGUCUCCAAGCCCUGAGCAUGCGCUGCUUGUUAGCUCCAUGGAUGGCUCCUUCAGCAAGGCUCGAGGAGGCACGGGCCUCCGGCGUGUGCUGCGCCUGCUCUUUGGCUCCCGGAGACGCUUGCCCCUGCUGGCCACAGUCUACCUCCUCGCAGUCCACGUGCUGCUUCUGCUGUGCCUGACGGGCCACCUGUGAGGCCAGCCCCUCGGCCUGCCUCUGCGGGGGUGGGCAAGAGGAAGCUCCUGAAGCCCCUGCGCCUGGAGGGGGCAGCUGCUGUGCUGGGGCGGGUGAGGGAACCCUCUGGGGCACCCAGCACCCGUGGUGGGCUGGUGGCCGGCUGAGCGCGAGAGGAGCGCUCUGGCGACUGCAGCCAGUGGGAGCUGGCCUCGCGGUGGCCUUCGCUAGCCCUGACCUCCAUCACGUUGGUUCUGCUUUGUUCUUAGAGAAGAGUUGGGGGGUUUUCACAGGCUGCUUCACACACUGAAUCGGGGCGGCGUUUGCUCACAGCCUCAGUUAAUUUUGCGGGAACCCAGGUGGAGGAAACACACAUUUCCCUUCCUUCCGUUUUCCCUGCUGCGUUGUUUGUCAGGAAGCGAAGGGCUGGAGCUCUGUAGGAUACGCGGAGUCCUCCUCCUCCUCCUCCUCCUCCCAUGCUCUGCCUUGCAGCACAAGUUUCUAGCUGGAUUCUGGGAGCGGGACCCAGUUGGCCUGCUUAACCUCCGGCUUGUUUCAGGACUUUUUCCUUUUUGCACCCUCAGUUUGUUCUCUACGGUUUGGGGACCAGGAGGGUUGGGAAAGUGGCACCUGCAAGAGAUGGUGCAGACCUUUUCCCCUCUUAGACACGCACACACACAGUGAGGAGGAGGAGGAGAGAAGGGGGCCACAUGACCCCAGACGUAAUGAGGAGGGGGGAAGUGUCUGUUCCUGGGGCCACGGAGCCUGUAUUUUGCACUGCACGCAGGAGGGGGGAAUAAGGGGGGCGGGAGCAGGAGAAGAGAGUUGAAACCCCUCCAUGCCGCUUCCCUGGAGAGGGCUCUGUCCCCAAGUGCCAGGGAAGACAGAGCAUCGGGCUCAAGGGAAUGUUGUAGCCCUUGCUGCUCCGCAGGGUCUUCCACACUGGGGUGUGUGCCCAACCCGUCUGGGCGGCUCCUUCCCUUCUUGCUCCCCUGGGCCCCCUUUCUCCAGGCUGAAGAAACUACUGAGCAGGCCGGAAGAGUCCAGGGCCGGGGUGGGUGGGGGAAGAGACCUCCUUGGCUCUCCAGCUCGGGCCUUGCCAGCCGCGAGGGGCCCCUCGGAGCCUUGAAUCCUGCAGGGCGUGUGCUCGGGGGGCUUUCCUUUCCUCUCUGGGAUGCAACCCUUGUGCAAUAAAGAGAGUGGUUUUCCAA
Messenger RNA from Hemicordylus capensis (graceful crag lizard), 10988 nucleotides. RefSeq names its product golgin B1 (gene GOLGB1). The record is from RefSeq and is a predicted model, not a curated record. The coding region runs from base 112 to 9798 and encodes 3228 amino acids. The transcript is spliced from 23 exons. Lineage: Eukaryota; Metazoa; Chordata; Lepidosauria; Squamata; Cordylidae. Gene Ontology annotation, cellular component: endoplasmic reticulum-Golgi intermediate compartment; Golgi apparatus; cis-Golgi network.